CGGACUACCAACACAACCAUCACAGGCAUUCAAUCAAACUCGCAGCCAGUACCAUCCUCUCCUACACCUCACCUAACCACCAAGAUGAAUUCCAUGUCCACCCCCCGGAUAUUACCUGCCCACUUGCACGCCUUUGCCCCCGGAAGUGCCACCGGUACUGUGCGCAUGCUAGGCACCAUCACCACUGUCAGCGGCGACCAAGCAACCCUCACUUGUGGUUCUGACGCUGUGACAAUCCUGUUAAACCGAGAUAACCAUCUUUCCGUCAACUCGCUAUACGAAAUCGUCGGCAAGGUGAUCAAUCUUGACGGUGGGCAUGGCUUGGGUCUGCGAGUUUUAAGUGCCACAGAAUGGCCGAGGGGUCCAGAUGGCCAAUUGCCUGAUAUCAAGUUGUUCGAGGCUGUGGUGGACGUAACACAUCGGUAUAAAGGGAUCUUCUACGAAGGAGAGGGAGAUACUGAAACAGGAGGAGCGACGUAUUGAUGGUCUGAUUCGAAGAAAACGUUUAAUGUACUAUCGAUGAACAAGGUUGCAAUGAAAGGACAUCUGUGUGGCAGAUUCAAACAUCAGAUUCCAAAGACAUUUGAUCUUCUUUGGGCACGCAACGACAUUGUUGCCACUGCGCAAGUGCCAUAAAUGCACGAUUCAUGAGGACGCCAACAUAGUCCCGAACAGAUACUGCUGAAGGGGAUUGGCCUGCAAAGUACAAUACUGGCGCAAGGGAUAUUGGCUAUGGGUUCUAUGUUUGUGAUCAACUCUAACAUGUUCGUGUAUCAUAUUACUCUGGUACAAGUCGAGGAUGAAACCGUCUGCCCGAUAAGCGAUUCUGUUGAAAACUAU
Molecule: messenger RNA, 840 nt
Organism: Exophiala mesophila
Lineage: Eukaryota; Fungi; Ascomycota; Eurotiomycetes; Chaetothyriales; Herpotrichiellaceae
Exons: 2
Coding region: 85-483 (132 amino acids)
Biological process (GO): DNA repair; DNA recombination; DNA replication
Cellular component (GO): nucleus
Molecular function (GO): DNA binding
Source: RefSeq, a predicted model, not a curated record